ACAAUUUCAUCAAUUAGAUAACCAAAACCAAAAAAAAAUCACAGAAGGAAAAAAAGAAACUUGAAACUUUCUUCAAUGGCGAAAGAAGAAGAGAAGCGAACUCCACCGUCGUCGGAACCUCUUCUUCCUUCUUUGUCGCAAUCUUUACCCCAACCCGAAGAUCUUCCGCCGGAAACCUCUACUCCUCCGUCUAAGUUUGAUCCUAGUCGAAUGAUUGGGAUCAUCAAAAGGAAAGCUUUGGUUAAGGAUUUGGCUGCAGCUUACCACACUGAGUGUCUUGCUCUUUGUCGAGAUCUUCUUGAGCUCCAAAAGAGAAAAGACGAGCCGUUUCUGGACACAAAAGCAACUGAAGAUCUGAGAAAAGAGACGUUAAGGUCUUCUUCCAAACGAGCUAAGAAAAAGCGUUAUAAAGUAUGUAUGAUGCCUUAAUCUUACUACGUAGGUAUGAUUUGUUCAUAGAUGGGAUUCUUAUGAUACUUCAGGUGAUGUAAGAAACUUUGUUGGAAAAAAAAAAUUGAAACUUUACAACACA
This is a messenger RNA of Camelina sativa (false flax), 532 nucleotides long. RefSeq lists its product as uncharacterized. The record is from RefSeq and is a predicted model, not a curated record. NCBI's taxonomy places the organism in Eukaryota, Viridiplantae, Streptophyta, Magnoliopsida, Brassicales, Brassicaceae.